Molecule: messenger RNA, 2010 nt
Organism: Solanum tuberosum (potato)
Lineage: Eukaryota; Viridiplantae; Streptophyta; Magnoliopsida; Solanales; Solanaceae
Product: cell wall protein DAN4-like
Exons: 6
Coding region: 304-1800 (498 amino acids)
Biological process (GO): cortical microtubule organization
Cellular component (GO): cortical microtubule
Source: RefSeq, a predicted model, not a curated record
CUUCAGUCUUGUAAACCCAAAACGUCUCUCAAAAAUUCAAGUUUCAAAUAAACACUGCUCCCCACGACACACACACACUCUCUCUCUCUUCCUUCUUCAAAAUCUUCCCUCUCAUACACCUUAAUUCCAUUUCUUCUACUAAUUUAUGUAUCCACUGGCUGUUUCAUUAUUCUGCAAAUGUUAAAUUUUGCUUCACUUUCAGCUCAUUCAAUCUGUUGGUUUGGUAUUUUGAGUGUGAAGAGCUAGGGUUUUUGGAGCUGAUUUGUUGAUGGAUUAAGGAGUUUAAACGGUUGUUUUUUUGCAAUGAAUAGAAGUUUUAGAGCAGAGGAGUCAUUGACUGGGCCGGGGCAGAGGCAGAGACAGCCUCUAAUGGGUAGUAUUAGGAGUUCAGAUGAGGAACUAUCAUUGUUUCUAGAAAUGCGAAGAAGGGAAAAUGACAGAAAUAAUAAUCGAUUUCUUCAAAAAUCCGACGAAUUUGAUCCCCUUGGAUCAAAAAGUGGUAGUUCACCUGCAUUUGAUAUUGCAUCAGCUGCACCCAUGCGGAGGACUCGUACUGAUGAGUUCCUUAAUGCUGACAAUGAUAAAACGGAUUACGACUGGCUUCUAACACCUCCAGGCACUCCUCUUUUUCCUUCUCUAGAGAUGGAAUCACGCAAAACUAUGAUGAGUCAGCUGGGAACUUCUAGAGCUCACCCCACUGCAUUGACAUCUAGAUUAACAAAUUCUCUCCCAGAGGCCACCUCAAGAAGCAACUUAGCAUCUAGACAGCCAGCUUCCUCUCCUGGAUUAAACACUUCAAGUUCUAGUCUUCGAAGACCAUCUUCUUCAGGUGGAUCAAGACCUUCAACUCCUACUGGUAGACCGACAUUGAGCUCAUCUAGAUCCACUUCGACCUCGGCAUCUAGAUCCACAUCUGCUACAGCAACCAAAGCAAUGACAUCCACUGCAACCUCUAGAUCAAUGUCAACCGCGACAGCAUGUAGAUCAUCAAGGUCUGCCACACCUACUUCUCGGGCCACCAUGCCUGCUUCAAAACCCACUGUUCCUCCAAGAUCUUCAACACCUACUGCAAGGUCCAGUGCACGGUCCUCAACACCAACAAGCAGGGCCUCUGUUACUGGAUCAAAGUCCACAUCAAGGGCAGCAACUCCAACUCGUCGAGCAACUUCAGUGUCAGGUACAACAAAUACAACUGUUCCUCCAGUUAAACCUGUGUCUUUCCCUUCGGGUACCCGGUCAGCUACAAUGGCAUCACGAAACCCUGCAGCCUCACGUGCUAGUUCUCCAACUGUAAAACCCAGACCAUGGAAGCCUUCAGAUAUACCAGGGUUCUCCCUUGAUGCUCCACCCAAUUUAAGGACAUCACUACCUGACAGGCCAAUUUCAGCUACAAGGGGCAGACCUGGAGCAGCUAGUGUCAGGUCUUCAUCUGUUGAGCCAGCUUCAAAUCUUCCUCUCCUGGAUCAAACACUUCAAGUUCUAGUCUUCGAGGACCAUCUUCUUCAGGUGGAUAUGGCUAUUAGACAUAUGGAUAUAAGGCAGAGAGUCUCGGGUAAUCUGCGUCCCUUGAUGACUAAUAUUCCAGCAUCCUCUAUGUACAGUGUGAGAUCAGGGCCGCCUACUAGAGGCAGGACAAGCAGGUCAAUUAACAUGCCUGACUCCCCACUAGCCACUAGCAGUAAUGCUAGUUCUGAGGUGAGUGUAAGCAACAACGUUGUGUGGGUUGAUGGAAGUGAAAUUGAUGAAGACAUUAGCAGUGAUAAAGGUGCUCGAUCACCUGCCAGUGUGCGUGGGAGGUGAUGAUUGGCUUUCAUGCUGCAUGAUGCUUUCUAUGUUUUGGAUCGGUGCCAGUUUUAGAGGUCUGACACCUGAAUAUGAUUGUUUCCUUGGAAGAACUGACUGAUUUGAUUCACCUGACUAUGUAAAGAUUGAUGCACUGUCUAGCUGUAUUUUGAAUCAUUGUAUUAUUAGUCCUGUUAAUGCCAAUGCCUCGUUUUUGUUCAUGAGAAA